AUGGCGCUCGUCGGAAACAUGAUCGCUGAUGCGAACGGCGGCAAUCCAUCAAUCGUCAACUAUGUCAUGUUCGUUUCCGUCUUCGGCAUGCUGUCGCUAUUCUACCUCAUUGCGGGGACCAUCAGCGAGACCUUCGCCAUCUCGCCAUUCUUCAUGAUCGCAGCGGAUGCACUCAACACCCUCUUCUUCCUCGUUGGUGGUAUCGCGCUUGCCGGUUACCUCAACGUGCACAGCUGCCACAACCAGAAUUAUAUCACGAGCAACGAGGUCACUCGAGGAUCAAACAACGAUACAAAGAGAUGCCAAGAAGCUCAAGCGGCGACUGCAUUUCUCUGGUUCGGUUUCGCCGCGUUCCUGGGAAGCUUGGUGUUCUCGGGGCUGUCGGCAAGGAGUGGUGGGACGACGACGGGCAUGCGCGGCAUCCGAAGAGGUGGGCCCGCUAUGUCCCAGGUUUAG
Letharia lupina is the source of this 456-nucleotide messenger RNA. RefSeq lists its product as uncharacterized. The coding region runs from base 1 to 456 and encodes 151 amino acids. The transcript has 2 exons. The record is from RefSeq and is a predicted model, not a curated record. Gene Ontology annotation, cellular component: eisosome; plasma membrane. Gene Ontology annotation, biological process: eisosome assembly; protein localization to plasma membrane. Lineage: Eukaryota; Fungi; Ascomycota; Lecanoromycetes; Lecanorales; Parmeliaceae.